GAUAGUCGCAGGCAGGGCGGCCCCUGAACGUAGAGAUGAGACAGCGAAGGGGCAGCAUCGUAGAAAGACAUGUAGUCAAUGCGGGAGCGACUCUGUGGGGUCAGACUCGGACGGGAGAAUCGGACUGGUGUCCCUGCGCAUACAAUUUGCGCCAAUAUAUGCAAGACGAAUUAUGCUACUCACAUGGCACCAUGGACGAAGCGUUGGGAAACGAGUCAACGGCGCCCGCUAGAAACGUGGCUGUGGUCAUAGUUCAUGAUGAUGAUGUUAACAAUAGGCUACUUCGUCCAAUCAGAAGCUCGCAUGGUCAUCCCGGAUUCCCAGCGCUGCGUGCUGACUAUACUUGCGCUGAGAGGCGUUUGGCUAGCCUGUUUGUGUUACGCCACCGUUCGAGGGACGCGAGACACGAGCGGGAGCAUUCCUGCAUGGCGAUUGAACGUCGUCACGGUACAGCGAUAUAACGCUAGACUGGCCUCUUUGUACGUCCGAGCCAGCGUGGCGAAAUGUAGGGCCAGGAACCCGGCGCAUGAGGGCUCUCCGAGUCGUCGGCCUGGGAGCCUCGGUGUCCCGCGGCGGAUGAGCCUAAUGAGACUCGUCCCGUUUGCUGGGCCACCUGUGCGUGUACGACCCCUUGUGGUGGUGAAACGCGACGUUGUGGAUCAAAUGAACGAGUGGGAUAUGUCAGAGAUGUCGUGCAGAAACGUUGACCACGCUUGCUAUAUCAGGCCUGAUGCUGAUGUGGCGUUUGCCGUGAUAUAUAGGUCCUGUCAACUGGCAUCCCCUCGUAAGACAAUAGACAGUACUGGUGUUAUUGACAAGAAUGCGAUAGUGGUGGUUGAUAUUCUAUCGUGUUGUAUUCGGCCGCUGUCAGACAUGGUGAGUGUUGGUUCAAGGAGGUACCGGCUUGCUGCCAGUGCAGCGUUGGUGGCUGUACUAACAUAUCUGCACCGCCCCCGUCCACAGCCGUCUGAUCGACUCCUCGCGGCCGCAUAGCAUUAUGUAAUGCGCCUACAGAAUCCGGUAUGUUCAGGGACUUCAGCUAUGUCAAUAGCCUACUAUUCUGGAGCCUUUUUCGCCCCAUAACGCCGCUGGGUAAAAUACUGGGUUCACUGAUGUAAUGCACGCGGGACGUCCUCGACAAUUGCUACAGGUGCCUGCUCGUAUUGUGCCUACGAACCUGAAUUUUACACUGAUGUUACAUGAUUGCCCAAUCGUUCCACCUAUAGGCCCGGAUCGCAUCAGCGCCUGUCAAGAUACGUGACACUCCUCCAUCCGCGCUUUCCGAAAUUCCAUCCUCGCUUGGCCUGAUGGGCCGCUCAGGUUGAUGCCGCCGGCAUACAUUGCGCUCUAGCGGGUCUUCGAUGACGGCGAAAGC
This is a messenger RNA of Rhodofomes roseus, 1375 nucleotides long. RefSeq lists its product as uncharacterized. Lineage: Eukaryota; Fungi; Basidiomycota; Agaricomycetes; Polyporales; Fomitopsidaceae. The transcript has 6 exons. Bases 256 to 993 code for a protein of 245 amino acids. The record is from RefSeq and is a predicted model, not a curated record.